Molecule: messenger RNA, 2292 nt
Organism: Clonostachys rhizophaga
Lineage: Eukaryota; Fungi; Ascomycota; Sordariomycetes; Hypocreales; Bionectriaceae
Source: the annotation of a GenBank genome assembly
AUGUACGAAGAUUCAUGGUAUAGCUACGUCCCCGAGGUGUCCCCCGCAACAACUCGCACCAACCAGGCCCGACGGAGGGGGAACACCUUGCUCCAGCAACCACAUGAGACAGCCAAUUCAGUAGCUGAGACAACAGUGCAUAUUGACAAUGUCUAUGAAGAGAUCGAAAACACCAACACCCCGCCAGAGGCCACAGUGAGGCGGCGAGCGGCAUCCACCUCCGAGUUCUACCGAAAGCAUACGAGAGAAACUACGAAGGAGACAAGGUCUUCGGGGAGGAAAAAUAGACAAUGGGAAGCUUUGACGCUGUCAGUAGGAGCUCUCGAAUUGGAGAACAAGACCAAUUGCGAGCGAGCGACCUACGCUGGACGGAGCGCCGAGCUACUUGAAGCAAGCCAGGAGAAGUAUCUGCUGUAUGGCGACCAACUUAUGCUCACCGAAGUUCAUCUGGAUGGCCUGAUUCACGACGCAAAUAAGACCCUCGACCUUCUCACGACGCUCUCCAACUCGUUCAAAGCUGUUGAAGCACAGACAUCGAGCUUCCAGUCCCAAUGCGAGGAUCUCCUGUCCGAACAGCAGCGGCUUGAAUACUUAGCUGAGGAUGUAGGCACUGACCUACGUUAUUACACUUACCUGGAUACGGCCACUCGACGACUGAAUGCUCCGGGGGCGGGCCGCCUCGUAGACGGCGAGGACUUCGGAGGUGUUGUGGAGGACAUCAAUGCCUGCAUCGAGUUUAUGACAGACCAUGAAAACUAUCGAGAUCAUGAUACGUACCUCGCACGUUAUAGCUCGCUCUUAACAAAGGCGCUGCAUCUCCUUGAUCACGGAUUCACAAGCAGGUUAGAAAAGAUCAUGUCCGAGAUCGGGCGUCAGAUUGCAGAAACACAAUCAGAGUCGGCACGUCAUGCUCUGGCCUACGGGCGUUUUGAGGAGAUGGUGAUGGACACAUACUUCCUCGUUCCAAAUGUCCAGAGGGUCAUUCGCCAUGCCUAUGAUCAGUACGGCCGAAAAGUCGAUACACCUCGUGACGUGUCGACCUACAUUAACUCUGCCACUAACAUUUUCCAAACCUAUCUGACGGCCCGGGAUCGUGAACUCAAGGUCAUGACCCAGCAUGAUCUGGAAGAGUACAAGACAGAAUCAAAGAACCUGUCUAUUGAGACUGCCUCUCGCAACUUCAUCAAGCAGUCAUUUGAGCGUGUUUAUAAUGAGGAGACUAUUUUCAUCAAGAUUUUUAGCGUGGAGCCUUGUUGGAGUAAUGCAGUUGAUUCGGCAUUCCAUGCCAUUAAAGGGAUCAACACAACCAUGAUUCACCCUGGGCACUUUGCACCCCUCGGUUCAGCUCUUCUAGCCACCUUGCAGCCUGCCGAUUUACAGACAAAAUGCAACAUUGCAAGCUGGCUGGCAAGCGAAUACUCCGUGGCGGAGUACGAGGACGAUGAAUCGCCCUUCCUACGCAAGUGUAGAGAGUACGCUGCACGUGUCUUAAUCGACGUAAUCUGGCCAUUCAUCGAGACCUCAUUCGAAGCUGAAAUAACCAAGUCUAUCUCGAAAGCAACAAUACAGGAUAGCACGCUCAAUAUCGGCACCUCGGAAGAAAAUGGCAUCACCUCCCAUGCUCACCCGCUGGUGAAACGCGCAACCAACCUUCUUGCGCAGUUUGACCAGGCCAUGCCCAAAGAACGAUCUGCGAAAAAUAGUUCUGUAGUUUUCAAAAUCGUUCGCGAGACUAUACAAUUUUUGCAAAAGGCAGAGGCUAGGAUCCGGGCGCUGAAACGCACCGAUGCCGAUAUCUUCAUGAUCAAGAAUCUUCUCAUUAUCAAGAAUGAGCUUGUUUCGCUAGAAUUUGGCGAUAUUCGAGGCCAGAGUCAAGCAUCCUCACUGCAGCAUUUCAGCCACAUUUGGGAGACACUGAGCCCCCAGAACUGGGGCAACCUCCUUGGCAGCAUUGUUGGAGGGUCACUCGGGGGCGCAUUAUGGUCUCGGGGCACACCGACCGUCACAGCAAAGACAAUGACUGUCGAGGACAUGAGCGAACAGCUGGACGAAAUACUUCGACAGUCCAUCUACGCCUUUACGAAUCGGUGGGCCACUCUGAUGAUUGACUCGCAGAACAGAAAGGCCGGAGUUAAGCCAAUUGCCAAGAUAGAAGCCGAGCUGGAGAACCUCCUGCAAACGGCGUUUAGCCACCAACCUGAAAUCACCGGGAAACUGAAAGAGGCGAUUGAAAUGAGUAUCAAUGCCCAGACCAAGGAAAGCGAUGGGAAAAAGGGUAUUCGCCGAUACUAA